Stegastes partitus (bicolor damselfish) is the source of this 2343-nucleotide messenger RNA. It is a transcript of the gene rin1b, whose product is annotated as Ras and Rab interactor 1b. Gene Ontology annotation, biological process: vesicle-mediated transport. Lineage: Eukaryota; Metazoa; Chordata; Actinopteri; Pomacentridae. The transcript is spliced from 11 exons. Gene Ontology annotation, molecular function: guanyl-nucleotide exchange factor activity; small GTPase binding. The record is from RefSeq and is a predicted model, not a curated record. Gene Ontology annotation, cellular component: endocytic vesicle; cytosol. The coding region runs from base 1 to 2343 and encodes 780 amino acids.
AUGCAGGAGGUGGGCAGUUCCCAGCGAGGCUCCCAGCGGAGCUUCAGCGUCCUGGAUCGUCUGCUGCUCACACAUCCAGUGUGGCUGCAGCUGUCGCUCAAACAAGACACUGCCCUCUACAUCCUGCUCAGAGAGCCUGUCGGGACUUUUCUCGUGCGCAAAUGCAGCUCCAGCCAGAGGAAGGUGCUGUGUUUGAGGGUGACAGCAGACAGAAGUGCCUCCUCUGUUAAGGAGUGCUUCAUCUGUGAGGAGGACUCCACGUUCGCCUUGGAGAGCUCGGCACUCACCUUCCCUGACUUGUGUCGGCUGGUGGCCUUCUACUGCAUCAGCAGGGAUGUGUUGCCUUUCCCUCUGCAGCUGCCAGAGGCCAUCGCUAAAGCCACAACGCACAGGCAGCUGGAGGCCAUCUCACACAUGGGACAAGACUUCUGGAGUCCGCUGAGUGCUUCGGACCUCCAAAACGGACCAGUGGAGCCAGUUGCAUCAACCAGCAGCAGCCAGGCCCAGACCCAAUGCUCUCUGCUGACUCGAGGCAAACAAGGCAAAGUGUGCUUCAUCAACCCGCUUUUCCUGCAGCUGGAGGUCAGCAAGCAGCAACAACUCACAAACCACAGUGCCUCCAAUAAACGGCACCGCUUCAAGCGCAGCAUGCGGCUCCGGCUCUCCGAGUCCUCCAUGAAUCUGUCCCUGGAAGGGAUUGGCUCCUACUCACCUCCCCUGUCAGAGGACCAAGCUGGUGGGUCAGAAAGACUCCAAACCAACCCUCAGAGGAGAGUUCACGCCGGGGCAGGCAUCCUGAGGAGAACCCCUGCUGUGUCGCCUGGGUCAGCAGAGGAAGACGACCUAAUGUCUGUCUAUGUGCCGCAAACACCUGCCAAGGUGGAGGAGCCUCCAAAGCCCCGGCAGGACACAGGUAUUGAGGUGGCGGUUCUGGCUGGGGACCGUCGCGCAGCUCCGUCUUUGGCUGAGCUCGACAGCAGCAGCUCCUUCAGCAGUAUGGACGAGGACAAUGACUCAGAUUCAGAUCCAGAAAGCAUGACCAAAACCCAGAUGCACACCUACAAGCGUCCGCCGCUGGUGCGUGGCCGUGGCCGUGGUGGGCUGCAUCGUAUGAGUGAGGCCUUUGUGUGUUUCUUUGCUCCGGACAAGCGGCUGACUCGACUGGUGGAGGAGCUGUCCAGAGACAGGCGCUCGAUCUUCGGGGGCACGGUUCAGGACUUCCUCCUGGAGCAGAGAGAAGUGCUCAAAUCCCUGACCUCCACAUCAUCCUCCUCUUCCUCAGCACGUGUGACCUCUGUGCAGCUUCUGCAGGGCCUUCGCCUCUUUCUGUCCCAGGCAAAGUGCUGCCUGCUGGACAGCGGAGAGCUGGAGCCUCCCAUUGAAACCCUGGUUCCAGAGAACGAGAAAGACCUGGCCCUGGAGCGGGCCAUGUUCUCCUGUGUGCUCCGGCCUCUGAAGUCCCACCUUGAGAAAGCCCUGAUCGCUUUGCACAGUCAGGACGGCUCCAGCCAGUGUCUCACCCAGAACAUGCUCCAUCUGAAAGGGGACGCCGCCAUGGAGCGGCUCGGUGUGCGGACGGGCGUCCCAGACAGCCGGGAGGUGGAGCGGGUGAAGCAAAAGCUGAUCCUGAUGCAGCGGACGCACUCCCCCAUCGACAAAGUGCUGCUGCUGCUGCAAGUGUGCAAGUGUGUCCACAAGGCCAUGGGGUCCUUACAUGGACAUGAAGUGAGCUGGGAUGACUUCUUGCCGUCGUUGUCUUACGUGAUCGUGGAGUGUAGCAGGCCUCACAUCCUGAUAGAGGUGGAAUACAUGAUGGAGCUGCUGGAGCCCUCCUGGCUCGGAGGAGAGGGUGGGUACUACCUGACCAGUGUGUACGCCAGCCUGUGUCUGAUCCAGAGCCUGGACAAGGACCAGUCGAUCUCAGGCUGCCUGACGCCGGAGGCCCAGGAGGCGCUGAAGGAGUGGAGCUGCAGACGGAGCCGAGAGGCCCAGAGACAAAAAGAGAAUCAGCAGAGCCAAAGGUGCGUUCGGAUACUGUUCCAGGACGGGGAGCGGAGCGCUGUGCGGACGUUGCAGUGGAGAGCCGGGGAGACGAGCCAGGCCCUGGCACAGCUGUGUGCCUCCACCUUCGGAGUGUCCGACCCGCAGCAAUACACCCUGUACUGGCGCAGCGGCGGCGAGAUGAGGGCCCUGCCGCCUCAGGCCCAGCCCCAGGACCUGGCCAGCCACAGCGAGGGAGGCCCCUCGCUCUCCUACCUGAGGACCGACCACGACUUCAGCAAGAUGCGGCGGCUCACCAGAGGUGGCGCCGUGGACCUGAGCGAGUCGGUGUGUGAGGAGUGA